Fukomys damarensis (Damara mole-rat) is the source of this 4399-nucleotide messenger RNA. RefSeq names its product cytochrome b-c1 complex subunit 2, mitochondrial. Lineage: Eukaryota; Metazoa; Chordata; Mammalia; Rodentia; Bathyergidae. Gene Ontology annotation, biological process: proteolysis. The coding region runs from base 557 to 1888 and encodes 443 amino acids. The transcript is spliced from 16 exons. Gene Ontology annotation, cellular component: mitochondrion. The record is from RefSeq and is a predicted model, not a curated record. Gene Ontology annotation, molecular function: metal ion binding; metalloendopeptidase activity.
AGCUACUGCCCCCUACGUAAGCCCUUGUUGGAACACCUAGCAGGGUAUGAGAUGCUGGCCAUGCACAACCAUCUGUGGGGAGUCUCAAGCCAUAUAUUCCUGCGCAUGUUAAAAACAUGUUGAGUACACUUCUUCUGGACGCCUUUGCGGAUGAACUCAUUGCAAACUACAGGCGAGACUAAGAUGCAAAUCCCGAGAUCGGAGACCUUUGCAAUGAUCACCUCAGGUUGAAAACCGACAUUAAAGUGUCCGCAGCCUGUUUUAGGGGACACAACGGCAACGUCGCGCAAGAGCUCUGUCUGCACAGAACUAAUGACCUAGUAAGGGGUUCACCAAGAAAGAAGCAAUUGCCAAGCUCCGAUGCCCAAGACCUCCAUAGAACUUCGGUUAAAAGAGAUACCUCCUAGAGGGACCAGCUUGCAAGGCGCCGGAAGCCCAAAGAGAGCCGAGAGUGAAGAAAAUAGAGGCUCAGAGGGAGUUGGUGUGCUUUGGCUUUUUUAGAGAUUGCUAAAAUAAGUGAAGACAUGAAGUCAUUUCAGCUGGAAAAUAAACUAAAAUGAGAUUUUAUUCCCUCAAAGUUGCCCCCAGAGUUAAAGCCACAGCUGCCCCUGCAGGAGUGCCUCCACCUCCUCAGGACCUUGAGUUUACCAAAUUACCAAAUGGUUUAGUGAUUGCAUCUCUGGAAAACUAUGCUCCUGCAUGCAGAAUUGGUGUGUUCAUUAAAGCAGGCAGUAGAUAUGAGGACUCCAACAAUUUAGGAACCUCUCAUUUGCUGCGUCUUGCAUCCACUUUGACUACAAAAGGCGCUUCAUCUUUCAAGAUAGCUCGUGGAAUUGAAGCAGUUGGUGGUAAAUUAAGCGUGACUGCAUCAAGGGAAAACAUGGCAUACACUGUGGAAUGCCUGCGGGAUGAUAUUGAGAUUUUGAUGGAGUUCCUGCUCAAUGUCACCACAGCACCAGAAUUCCGUCGUUGGGAAGUAGCUGACCUUCAGUCUCAGCUAAGAAUUGACAAAACUGUGGCUUUUCAAAAUCCACAGACUCGUGUCAUUGAAAAUUUGCACGCUGCUGCUUACCGAAAUGCAUUGUCUAACUCCUUGUAUUGUCCUGACUAUAGGAUUGGAAAAGUGACGUCAGAGGAGUUACACUACUACGUUCAGAACAAUUUUACAAGUGCAAGAAUGGCUUUGGUUGGACUUGGUGUGAGUCAUCCUGUUCUAAAGCAAGUUGCCGAGCAGUUUCUCAACAUGCGUGGUGGGCUUGGUUUAUCUGGUGCAAAGGCCAAAUACCGUGGAGGUGAAAUUCGAAAACAGAGUGGAGACAGUCUUGUCCAUGCUGCUGUUGUAGCAGAAAGUGCUGCCAUUGGAAGUACAGAAGCAAAUGCAUUUAGUGUUCUUCAGCACGUCCUAGGAGCUGGACCACAUGUCAAGAGGGGCAGCAAUACCACCAACCUCCUAUACCAGGCUAUUGCCAAAGGAAAUCACCAGCCAUUUGAUGUUUCUGCUUUUAAUGCCAGUUAUUCAGAUUCUGGUCUCUUUGGGAUUUACACUAUCUCACAAGCUGCAGCUGCAAGAGAUGUUAUCAAGGCUGCCUAUAACCAAGUAAAAACAAUUGCUCAAGGAAACCUUUCCAGUGCAGAUGUCCAGGCUGCCAAGAACAAGCUGAAAGCAGGAUACCUAAUGUCAGUGGAGUCUUCCGAGGGUUUCCUGGAUGAAGUUGGGUCUCAAGCUCUAGUUGCUGGUUCUUAUGUGCCACCAUCCACAGUCCUUCAGCAGAUUGACUCAGUGGCUGAUGCUGAUGUCAUAAAUGCUGCAAAGAAGUUUGUUUCUGGCCAGAAGUCAAUGGCAGCAAGUGGAAAUUUGGGGCAUACACCUUUCGUUGAUGAGUUGUAAUACUAAAGCACAUUACAGAAGCCCUGGACAUUUUUCUCAGCCUAGAGCAGCAAACACAUGAAAGUCAAAAGUCUCUAAUAUAAUGUUUCUUUUUUCUCAGUUGGGUGAAGUAUCUUAAUGUAUAAAUUUAGGUAAUUAUUCCCACCUGACCUAGAGUCAAUAAACCAUUCUGCCUAAAUGUUUUUCUUGCAUUUUGCCUAGUUAAUCAAUAAGUAUUACAUACUGAGACCUUUAUUUUAGAUACUUUAAAGGAGAUAGGCCUAUAAUAAUUGAAUAAGUGAACUAUAUCAACUGAGAAACACCAGAAACUAUUUAAAAAGCUAAUAAGCAGCUAUCAAGAUAAAAAUUUCCACAUUAUUAUUAGUGACUUUUAAGAUAAAAACAAGUUAGAGAACCAGCCAGUGGCUCUCAGGUAGGCAGUGCCCAUCCUGGGAAGAAACUCAAUAUAAACUUAAUAUAAACCUUCUGAAGUUCAUGGGUUUGAUGAGGCUUAACCACUUCUGGGUAGCCCCCAGCUUCAGGAGUUGUCCUUCUGAGCAAGAAAAUGACUGCAGAAUUAAAAGAGGUCAUGGCCUUAGCACUUUGGGGCCCAGUGAAGGUGAAAAAAGAGGAAGAGGAUAAAAAUGUACUGAGUCAGGCAUCCUUCCAACGAAUGCAUGCUGAGAACAUCAAGGUCUGGGCCCCAGGAGAGGAUCCUCAGCCAGGCCUUGAUUUAUCAGAAGAGAAAAAGGGUCACAGUAUGUCCUGGGACAUGGCACUGGUUCUAAAAGCAACAUAGGAAGCACCUGCUGCUGUAACCCCAAUCCUUGGCAGCUGCUCCUUCCCAGGGACUCUGGCCAAGAGUGAGAUGCUAUAGACUCAGGGGGACCUGAACUUAGAUGCUGAAACCAAGAACCUAGUUAGUUACUUGUUUCCAAAACAAAUGUGUGAAGAAGCUGAAAAACCCCUCUAACUAUCAUGCAGAAUCCAGAAAGCUGACCCUCAGGAACUGAGUUAGGAGAAGCAUGUGGGAAAGGAAACAUGUUAAAGAGGCAGAGAAUAAAGAAGAAAAAGAAAGACUUCAGACAAGUAUCACAUACUUGAAAGCUUCAAAGAAGAACAGAAAUGUAAGAAAUCUGGAGGAAGAUACAGCCUUGAGUCUGGCUCUGUUAAAAAUCAGAAAAUCCCACCGGGGCAAAAGCCUUUUACAUAUAAUAUUUGUGGCAAGGGCUGCUUCAUUCAGAGGGCAAACCUUGUGCAUCAGAGAAUCCACGCUGGACAGGAACCAUUUGGGUGUGCAAAAUGUGGGAAAGCUUUCAUGCAGAGUUCUAAUCUGACUGUAUCGGAAGAUCCAUUCAUUAGAAAAGACCUUCAAGGGCAGUGAAUGUGAGAACGCCUUCAGUUACUUCUCACAACUUGCCUAGCACCAGAAGAUCCACAUUAAUGAAAAAUGUUAUGAGUAAAAGAAGUGCAGGAAAACUCAAACCUCAUUGUCCACCAGAAAAUUCAUACUGGAAAGAAGCCCUUUUCCUGUAAUGACUGGCAAAGCCUUCACUCAAUGCAAAUCAUCGUAUGCAUUAGCAAAGUCAUACUGGUGAGAAGCCAGUAGAAGUGCAGCAUGUGGAAAAACCUUCAGUUGCUUUUCACACCUUAUCGUACACCAGAGAAUCCACACUGAAGAGAAACCAAAGGACUGCAGCAAGUGUGGGAAAGCCUUCAGUCAGCUCUCUUCCCUUAUUGUCCACCAGAGAAUCCAUAGUAGAGACUUUCCAUAUGUGAGAAACUAAUGUGGGAAGGCCUUCACAUGUAGCUCAUACCCACUUAUUCCCGAGAAUCCACACUGGUAAAAAACCUUACAUAUGUCUCGUGUGGCAAGGCCUUCAGGUAGAGGUUAAACCUCACUGCAACAGAGGACCCACACUGGGGAGAAGCCAUAUGAGUACAAGAAGUGCAGUGCAGCAUCCAUUUCUAACACCUCGUGUGACACCACAGAACCCAUCUUGUGGAGUGACACACUAAGGAAGAGGAAGACCUCCAGCCAUUGUUCACAACCUGCUAACCCCGGAAUUAGACACCAGCCUGCCAUUUUCUUCCAAUUUUAUAAGAAUGAGGCCUGUGUCCUUUAGAAUUUUAAGCACAAACACGAUAAUUUCAAAGGUUAAAGAAUGGGAACUGAGGCUCUCAAGGCAAUGCGAGAACAUUGUUUUAACUGUGCCCUAAGCAGUUGUGUGUUCUGAAAAGGAACGCGGCUUUUUUAGGAAUAGGUCAUGCAAAGCUAACUGAUAAUGAGCCUAUCUGGGGAAAGGCCUUGUUUACUUAGCUUUGUUUUUUGUAACGUAAUUGCUUGAGGUAAGAUGCAACAACCCCAUUCCAGGAUAGGAGAGUCAGAGCUUGCCCGAGCGCCCCGCCCCCCAAAAAACUUACUUUGGGUAACAACAGUUAAGUUGUCUGGGUUAAGUGGUCUGGUUUUUAGCCCUUUUUUCCCCAGGGGUGAUCUAUCACUGAGCUACAUUCCCCAUUCCUUUUUAUCUU